Messenger RNA from Trichosurus vulpecula (common brushtail), 16199 nucleotides. RefSeq names its product cardiomyopathy associated 5 (gene CMYA5). The record is from RefSeq and is a predicted model, not a curated record. Gene Ontology annotation, molecular function: protein binding. The coding region runs from base 122 to 13735 and encodes 4537 amino acids. Lineage: Eukaryota; Metazoa; Chordata; Mammalia; Diprotodontia; Phalangeridae. The transcript is spliced from 13 exons.
GGGCGCAGGACGACUUGACAGACAGAAGAGCCCCAGGCGCAGGUCAGGAGGGCAGAGUUAGAGGGGGAACACCAAGUGAGUAGGGAAGGGAGCCUCUUAGCCCCAGCUAGAGGCCUGAGAGAUGGAGAGCGCCCAAUACGACCCCGCUCCGACCUCCGAGAGCUACCUCGGCUCCGAGGAGGAGACGGAGCUGGAGACAGAGGAGGAGUCCGAGGGAGAGGAAGAAACCACCGCAGAAACAGAGGAGGAGCUGGACAGCAGCAGGUUAACUGACCAGAAUGAAGAGGACAAGACCACGCAGGAGUGUAUUAUAUCUGACCCCUCCUUUUCCAUGGUAACAGUUCAACGUGAAGAUAGUGGAAUAACCUGGGAGACCAGUUCAAGUAGGUCCUCUACUCCCUGGGCCUCAGAAAGUAGUUUAACUUCUGAUAUGUAUAGUAUGGAAGGGUCAACAGUAAGUUCUCCUCCGGGGAACAUUUCUUUUAUCUUGAAUGAAGGUAAAAAGGUUCGGAAAAGAACCCGUAAGUCAUCAUCAAAGAGUGGCUCCCCAGCUUUGCGUCGGAAAGGAGGCAAAAAGAGACACUCCUUGGAAGGGCAAGCAGAUGUCCCAGCAAAUGCAAAAGACAAAGCUUCAAUUUCAGAUGGAAAGUCAGAACAAGAAAAGUCAUCUCUUGGUAUUUAUGAUAAAACUAGAAAAAAGAAGACUGCCUCAAACACACCCCCUAUCACUGGGGCAAUAUACAAAGAAUACAAGCCAUUAGUCUUAAGACCAGUUUACAUAGGAACAGUACAAUAUAAAAUUAAGAUGUUCAAUUCAGUGAAAGAAGAAAUAAUUCCUCUACAAUUUUAUGGAACAUUGCCAAAGGGUUAUGUGAUUAAGGAAAUCAAUUACAGAAAGGGGAAAGAUGCAUCUAUUACUUUAGAACCAGAUGUGACAAAUCAGGACUCUAGCAUAUCUUCCAAAGUAAGCAAACCAAUGACCCCAAAUAUAGAGAGUAAUAAAGAAAAGCAGCUUUCUCCACCCUGGAGAGAAGCAAUGUCUAAAGAGUCCAGGCCAGUGCCAUCAUUUCUUAAGGAUAUAGAAAGGCCAAAGGAAAUUGAUUCAUAUUCCCCGCUAAAUACAGCUGCAGCAUCUGGGCUCAAACAUGCUGUUUCCUCAUAUUCUAGUAAUGAAACUAUGGAGCCUCAGAGUCUCCCAUCAUCAGCUUCAACACUUCCAGCUGAAGAAGCAAAAAUACAUGAAAUACAAAUGAAUUCUCUAGAUACCGCAACCUCAGAAUUGAUGGCACCCAAAAUGGUGAAGGAAGAGUUGAAAGCUGAUACACAACAAGCUGCAGUUUUAUCACCCACACUUUCAACAUCACCAUUUUUUGUGGAUGAAGUUGGAGAGGCAGAAAGAGAAUCCGAUUUAUUGGCAACUGCUGCUACAUCUAUUUCUGAGAAUCUCACUUCGACUAAGGCAGAAAAGGAAGCCUUUGAGUCAGAUUCACCAGUCACUGCAGCAUCUGCUCCAGGGCCUUUUAGUACAAAUGUAGAAAACCUGGAGCUGCCUUCCCUAGAAAAAGAAGAGUCAGUUUCUCCAACUGGUGAAGGGGAGAUGGAAGAGACUAAGCCUGAAUCAACAGUUUCUUCCUCUGCACCUCCAGCCUUGGGAGAAAUGAAAGAGGAAGAGGAGGGUGUUUCCUUGCCAAUAACUUCAGGGUCAGAACUGGAACCCUCAUAUGUAUCAGAAGAAGAGAUCAUUGAAAUUGAUUACCCAGAAAGCCCAACUCCUUCUGAAAAUGCCAUCCCACCACAUUUGGUUCAUGAAGGGGAGAGAGAAGAAGCUGAACCCGACUUGCCACUAUUGGCCACAUCCACUUCUGAACAUGUGGCUUUAUUAGAGAAAGAGAGAGAGGAAAUUGGGCCUAUUUCUCCAGAUUCAGACUUUGCAUCCGAGUUUUCAAGUCUAUCAUAUUCAACCCAUGAACUAGAGGAAAAAGAAACUAAGCCGGUUUCUCCACCAGCUGUAAUGUCAGCAUCUGAACAUGAAAUUUUGUCAGAAGAAGAGACCGUGCCUUACUCCCCAGAGUUCACAUCUGUCUCUGAGUAUUCUAUGACAUCUCCUACAACAGAAGAGGAAAGUAUUAGAUGUGAAACCCCUACACCUUUAGCAUCUACAUCUGAAGCAACCAUCUUCUCAGAAGAAGAGACCCUCGAAAGUGAACGUUAUACACCAGAUUCCACAUCUGCUUCUGAGUAUUCAAUUCCCCCAUACAUGGCACAGGAGUCACAGAAGGAAGAAACCGAUCAGCAGACACCACUAAGCUCAGUAGCCAUAGCUGAACAAAUGAUUGUAUCUGAAGAAGAAAAAGAUGACAUCGGACCCUUUUCUCCAGAUUCAGCAUUUGUGUCUGAAUAUUCAUUUUCACCUCAUGCAGUUCAAGAGUCAGAAAAAGAAGAAUCUGAAAGGGAUUACCCACUACGCUCAACAUCGCCUUCUGAACACACCAUUUUGACUGAAGAAGAGAAUGAAGAGAUGGAGCCUUUUUCACCAGACUCAGCCUCUGACUUUUCAGUCCCACCUUACGUAACACCUGAACCAGAGAAGAAAGACAAUGAACCUGGUUUAUUGCAAAGUGCAAUAUCUGUUUCGGAAUAUUCCAUUUUUUCAGAAGCAGAGAAGGAAGAAAUUGAGCCUGAGACCCAAACAGCUACAAUGCCUGUCCCUGGCCAUACUAUUUUGUCACAGAAGCAAAAAACUCAACAUCCUUCUUUAGUGUCAGGGUCCGAACAAUUGAAUCUGCCACCUUCAACAGCUGAAGUAGAAAAGGGAGAAGUCAAGCCCAGCUCCCAAACAGCUAGCAAAUCUGUAUCUGAGUAUCUCAUUUUGUCACAGAAGCAAAAAAUUGAAGGUCCCUUUCAGGUACCUGAGUCUGAACAUUCAAUUCCACCAUCUUCAACUGAUGAAAGAGAGAAGGAAGAAAUCAGGCCUGAUUCAUCAGUACCUGCCUUCAUGAAGGCAGAUUCAUCUGAGAAAGAAAAAAUCAAGCCAGUUUUACCAGAAAUUUCUGUCACUAAGCCUCAAGAAUCAAUCCCACCAGCGUCAACUCAAGAAGUAAAGAAAGAGCCAGGAAUGGAAUCCACACAUAUUCAAAAAGAGACAUCUGAACAUUUGGCUUUUUCAAAAGUAAGCAAGGAAGAAACCAUGCCCAACUCCCAGGCCACUCCACCUGAAUACCCAGCUUCAUUGCAGCAUAAAGAAACGGAGCCCCAUUCUCCAAGGGUCCCAGAGUAUGUGAUGGAACCCUCAGUUGCACCUGGGGAGGCAGGGAAGAAAGUGGGAUCUGAUUCUAUGUCAGUUGAGAUGCCUGUGAUUCAGCAGGAAACUUUACUGAAGAAUAAGGAAAACCUGAAAGAUAUCCAAGAGGCAAAAUCGCUAGCUGGAUUUGGAGUUUCACAAGCAGAGACAGAGGAAAAAGUUAGGCAGGACAAAGAACAAGCAGCCAUACCUGAAUCCCAGCACCUGAUUUUAUCAGAAUUAGAGAAAGAGGGAACCCCACAUGCCUAUGAACUGAAAUCCUCAUCUUUGUCAGAAGAAACUAAACAGGAAAUUGAGCCUGAUUCUCCACAAGCCACAGUAUCAGAACUCAAACCAUUACUUUUGCCCAGAGUAGUAAAGGAAGAAAUCCAAUCAGAUUCACCACUUCCCACAACAUCUGUAUUUGAUUCAGUCUUAUCAAAAGCAAGCAAGGAAGAAGUGGAUCACAGUUGUCCACCAACAGAAUGUCUACUUCUAAAUGAGAAAGAAAAGGAAGUAGGUGAAUCCAGCCCUUCACCUAUCGAAACAACCGCAUCUAAGCCUCCAAUCUGGUCAGAAGUACAUAAAGAAGAAGUGAAUUUCCAUGCAACACAAAAUGCAAGCUAUUCAGCAGAGCAUGCAGUUUUGGCAGAAGUGGUAAAGGAAGAGGAAAAACCUGGGUCCCCUGUGCCUGAGCAUUCAGUUUUAUCAAAGGUAGGAAGUGAUCAAGGCAUCCCACCUUUGACAGUUCCUGCACCUGAACGUUCGACUUUGUCAAAAAAGCAAGUCCCUGAAUUAUCCACUCCAGCACCAGUGACUGGAGGUUCAGUUCCACCAUACAUGGCUGUUGAAAUGGAGAAAAAAGAUACCAAACUUCCUUCAUCAAAGACUGUCACAUCAGCAUCAGAUCAAGCAGUUCCAUCACAAGAAAAGGAAGAAAUAAAAUACCCCCCACAUGAACUGGAAACUUUGGGGACAGGAGAGUUAUCUAUGGAAUCCAUGACUCCUACAGGUGAGAGGAGCAGACAAGAACAUGGAACACUGAUAUCAGAUAAGAGUUACUUGCCAUCAGAAAAGCCAGCUGUUGCUUCAUCAAGUCAUCCAGUGGAGCCUGAGAAGACAGGCAUGUUACUCCAAACCCUAGAAUUAUCAGGGGCUGUAUCAGAGCUGUCAAAGGACUUAGUGAGUGAAAAGGAACAUAAGGAUGCAAAACUGGAAAUAUCUCUCACAUCAGAAACAGGAAGCUCAGUGCCGGAAAGGGCAAAGUCUGAGGCUAAGACCAGGGAAGAAGGAAAGCAAGAGCAUAAGCCUUUCUCAGAUGAGGUGACCAGUGUGGUGUCAGAUAAAUCAGUACCUUCUUUCAUUGAAAAAGAAAAUAUAGAACCACGGCAAGAUCAUUUUUCAUUAAAAGAAUUAUUGCAAGAGUCAGGAGAUUUGGCAGACUCUAACAAAGGAGAGACUCAAAAAGGUCAUCCUCUGACCUCUAUAGGAGAUUUGGUCCCACAAGGAGCAAGAGAUAUUUUGACCAAAACAAAUGGAGACAUCACCCAAACACAUUCACUCCCUGUAUCAGAAAAUGUGCCUGAGCCAUCCAAAAUGGCUUCUUCUGAUCUCUCCGAGGAACGAGCAAAGCAAAAAACUACACUUUGCCCAGAUGAUGUUGUUAGUUUACCUGACCUAUCAAUACCUUCAUUGAGCAGUGCCUUGGCUGAUCAACAGGAUAGUGCUACUAAGUCACAUUCAUUCGCAGGAGCAAAUUUGCCUUUGGAAGAGUUGAAAUCUAUUGUCAUGAUUAAGCCUGGAGAUGUUAUGGAUGCAAAAGAUUCCCUCCCUUUGCAAAAAGAAGGAAGCUGGCUGCAGAAAGAACCGAGCCAAGAGCAGGCUAGCCCUGACAAAGAAAGAGUGCUGGAGUCAGGGCAGCUGUGUUCCUCUGCCACAGAUGGAAGAUUGUUGGGACAGGUAACAUCUGUUCCACCUGAGGAGAAACAACCUUAUGAACAUAUAAAACAAGAAAGCCUUUACCCAGCUGAAGAACCUGAUUUAUCAGCACACAGACCAACAUCUCCUCUGACAACUCAAACUUAUUCUUCUCCUGAAAUACAAGUGGCUGAACAGCCACAAGGUACACUUCUAGUUGCAAAUGUAGUUAAACCUGAAGUUAAUGGGAAGCAGCAAUCUUCAUCAGUGGAUUCUGAAAGUAUGAUACCAGAAAAGUUAGGCACUGAAGAGGAUGGCCAGGAAAAAUUCAUACCAACCUCUGAAAGUGCCACUAAGGUCCAAACUCGAAUCUCUGGCGACCACCUAAAGGAGCAGGUAAAGCCUGAAAUUAUUCCUUCUUCAGUCAAAGCAACCAGUUGUCUGGAAGAAGAUUCAGUAGCAGCCUUAGGUAGUGAAAAAGAAGAUCUGGGAAGUACACCAUAUUCUUCCACAGAGAAAAGAUUGUUGGAGGAAUCAAAAGCAGACACUUCAAAGGUUGUGAAAAAUGCUGAAGAAGCCCAGCAGUCAGAAUCAGAAAAACCUCUGCCUGAGGCCAAAAUAUCAAUGCAAGAAAAAUCAAAGCUUUCCCUAAUUCAAUCUGGGGAAAUAAGUGCGCCGCUGGAUUCCCCGGAAACAAUUAACAAAGUGCCAGAGCAGGCUGAAACUGCUACCCCAAGCACUGUUACCGACAGUAAAGCCAAAAAAAGAGUUUCAUCUUUCACAUCUUGGAUGGCCAGUCUGUUUUUUGGAGCAAGCACUCCAGAAAAUGAUGUUGAUGAAAAAGAAGCUCAGCCAAGUCCUGCUACAGACACAGCUGUGUUGGAAGACAAUGUUAAAAUGACAUUUUCAGCUGCCCCUGAUGACUUUAAUGAAGCUGAGAAACCAGCACUAUCUCCUUCAUCAGUGUCAGGACUUUUGCCUAAGAAAGAACCUGAAGUCACUUUAAUUAAAGCCAGUGAAGAAAGAGAGCAGAAAGAAACACCACUAACUUUACCUAACCAAGUGGAUAAGGAGCUAUCCAAGUUGACUCUGUUAAGUGGUGAAAAGGUGUCACAAAAAUCAGAGCCAUUACCAACGCAUCAUUUACCAGAGUCAGAAUUGUUAUCUGGAGUAGAAUCUAGAACUGCCUUAACAGAAUCUGGAAAACAAAGACAAUCCAAAGAAGAACCUAUGUUUUUAUCUGCCAUGGAAGAAACUCCACCAGAACUACCCAAACUCAUUUCUGGGAAUCUUACUGAAGAACGUAAGACUCCAGAAAAUGGGAAGGAAGAAAAGCAAUCUUUAUCAGGCAUAGGGGUUGAGAUGCCAUCAGAAGAACCAGCAAGCAUCAAAGUUACUUCUACUCAGAACAGGACAUAUCUUGAAAACCAGCUUCCUCUUUUGGGAAAACAUUUGGUUUCAGAUGAAGCUGAAAAUGGUGCUUCUGUUCACAUGACUGGUGAUAACAAGGUACAAAAGGCAGAAAUCUGCACUCACUCUGAAACAAGCCAGCUAACAGAAGAAUCAAAGAGUGUUUUAACCUAUCUCGAUGAACAGUAUGACCAAGAAAAAACAUUGUUCUCUCCAGUGGAAGUGGAUCAAGUUACUUGGUCACCAAAGUCAACUCCAUCAGAAUUUGCAGGUGAAAGGAUUAUGAAAGAUUCAGCAAAGCUGGAGUCAAGAACUUUAACAAUAGAAGAAUCAAAAGACAGUUUAAUUAAAGUUGGUGAUGACAGACUGGAGGAAAAAAUGCCAAAGGCUGUAUCUUCAUCAUUUUAUGAUGAUGAGCCUAACCUAAAAACUGUAAGUUCAACUGAUGAAGAAAAAGUGUUAGAACAAAAACCAUAUCACAUCAUGGAAAAAGCUAUGGUGGCAGAAAAGUCAGAAAUGGCAGUCCCACUGAUGCCAAGAGAUUCAAAGGAAAUAAAGAUGGCAGGCAUCUUACAGGAAUCAGGACUACAUCAAGUGGAAUACUCAAAAGACUCUGUUCUUCAGUUCUGUGAAAAUAAUGAAGACAAAGGAAUGGUGCCCAAGACGCCUGUUGAAGUCAGUAUGGGGUCAGAGAUACCCAAGUCUACUGCUUCAAUCCCCAGUGAAAAUCAGCUCUCUUCUGCAGAGAAAGGCAUGAAGGAAGAUUCAAAACCUCUUCUAAUUCUGGGAUCCAGAGAAGUGUCUGAGGAAUUAGGUACGACUCUUGGAAGCUGUGUGGAUGAAAGUCAACCGCUAUCAUUUGCUAAAGCAGAUUUUUUCAAGGAAUCACAGAUUGCUUCAGUGGGCCCCACAGAAAGGAGCAAAGAAGAAAGUUGUCAAUCUUCUUUGGCAGAGAAAGAAAAGUUAAUUUUGGGAAGAUCUGAUGCCAUCACAGUCAGUCCUGAGGAAGAAGAAAAAACGUUAGAACAAAAACCAUAUCACAUCAUGGAAAAAGCUAUGGUGGCAGAAAAGUCAGAAAUGGCAGUCCCACUGAUGCCAAGAGAUUCAAAGGAAAUAAAGAUGGCAGGCAUCUUACAGGAAUCAGGACUACAUCAAGUGGAAUACUCAAAAGACUCUGUACUUCAGUUCUGUGAAAAUAAAGAAGACAAAGGACUGGUGCCCAAGAUGCCUGUUGAAGUCAGUAUGGAGUCAGAGAUACCCAAGUCUACUGCUUCAAUCCCCAGUGAAAAUCAGCUCUCUUCUGCAGAGAAAGGCAUGAAGGAAGAUUCAAAACCUCAUCUAAUUCUGGGAUCCAGAGAAGUGUCUGAGGAAUUAGGUAUGACCCUUGGAAGCUCUGUGGAUGAAAGUCAACUGCUAUCAUUUGGUAAAGCAGAUUUUUUCAAGGAAUCACAGAUUGCUUCAGUGGGCCCCACGGAAAGGAGCAAAGGAGAAAGUUGUCAAUCUCCUUUGGCAGAGAAAGAAAAGUUAAUUUUGGGAAGAUCUGAUGCCAUCACAGUCAGUCCUGAGGAAGAAGAAAAAACGUUAGAACAAAAACCAUACCACAUCAUGGAAAAAGCUAUGGUGGCAGAAAAGUCAGAAAUGGCAGUCCCACUGAUGCCAAGAGAUUCAAAGGAAAUAAAGAUGGCAGGCAUCUUACAGGAAUCAGGACUACAUCAAGUGGAAUACUCAAAAGACUCUGUACUUCAGUUCUGUGAAAAUAAAGAAGACAAAGGAAUGGUGCCCAAGAUGCCUGUUGAAGUUAGUAUGGGGUCAGAGAUACCCAAGUCUACUGCUUCAAUCCCCAGUGAAAAUCAACUCUCUUCUGCAGAGAGAGGCAUGAAGGAAGAUUCAAAACCUCAUCUAAUUCUGGGAUCCAGAGAAGUGUCUGAGGAAUUAGGUAUGACCCUUGGAAGCUCUGUGGAUGAAAGUCAACUGCUAUCAUUUGCUAAAGCAGAUUUUUUCAAGGAAUCACAGAUUGUUUCAGUGGGCCCCACGGAAAGGAGCAAAGGAGAAAGUUGUCAAUCUUCUUUGGCAGAGAAAGAAAAGUUAAUUUUGGGAAGAUCUGAUGCCAUCACAGUCAGUCCUGAGGAAGAAGAAAAAACGUUAGAACAAAAACCAUACCACAUCAUGGAAAAAGCUAUGGUGGCAGAAAAGUCAGAAAUGGCAGUCCCACUGAUGCCAAGAGAUUCAAAGGAAAUAAAGAUGGCAGGCAUCUUACAGGAAUCAGGACUACAUCAAGUGGAAUACUCAAAAGACUCUGUACUUCAGUUCUGUGAAAAUAAUGAAGACAAAGGAAUGGUGCCCAAGAUGCCUGUUGAAGUCAGUAUGGGGUCAGAGAUACCCAAGUCUACUGCUUCAAUCCCCAGUGAAAAUCAACUCUCUUCUGUAGAGAGAGGCAUGAAGGAAGAUUCAAAGCCUCAUCUAAUUCUGGGAUCCAGAGAAGUGUCUGAGGAAUUAGGUAUGACUCUUGGAAGCUCUGUGGUUGAAAGUCAACCGCUGUCAUUUGCUAAAGAAGAUUUUUUCAAGGAAUCACAGUUUGCUUCAGUGGGCCCCAUGGAAAGAAGCAAAGAAGAAAGUUGUCAAUCUCCUUUGACAGAGAAAGAAAAGUUAAUUUUGGGAAGAUCUGAAGCCAUCACAGUCAGUCCUGAGGAGGAAGGUGAACAAAAAAGAAGCCUUCCAAAUUUAUCUCCAGGUGAAAAUAAUCAAAUGACUCAACCUUACUCAGCAGAGAGAACCAAUUUUGCCUCUGAAGAAUCAGGAAUCACCUUUGGUAUUUCUCAUGAUGAAACUGAAAAUCUGAAAAAUCAAACAUAUUCUCUGGCUAAAGCAAAAUCAGUUACUGGAGGAUCACAAACAGUGCUCUCAGUGGCUCACCCAGACAUUAAGGAAACAAAAACAAUAGGAAUUAAGCCAACUCCUUUAAGUAAAACUGAUUCAUUGGAAGAAAAAACUAGUACAUUAAUUCCAAGUAGUCCUGGUCACAGAGUCAAAGUAGACCAGGAGGACAUUCAUGCUAUACCUGAUAUAGGAAGUCUGACAUCUAAAAUACUAAGUCACAAUGAGGAAAAGGAACAACACUUGCUUUUCUCUGACAUACCACAUGCCACAGCUGAGCCUUCCAAAGAGGCUUUACCUGAUAUUACCAAAGAAAGCAAGAAGCAAGAGUCACAACCCAAAUUAGAAACCUUCAGUAAAGUGGUGUCUAGAGAAUCCGAAAUUACUCUAGAUCGUCCCUUUGAUGGAACAGGGAACUUAAAUCAAUUAUCUUCUUUUCCAGAAGCCAUUUUCUCACCUGUGAAAUCACCAGCUGUGAUUUCAGUAUCUUCUCCAGAAGUUAAUAUAUCAGAGAUAUCAGUAAUUUCACCACCAGAACUAACUGGAGUAGGUCAUGUUCACCAAACCAAAGACGGAGCACCAGAUUCACCUAUACCACUUACUUUUGUCUCAAAGCAAGUUUCUGAUUCCCAGACAAAGCCUAUAGGACAUCUUCAGGUAGAUAAACCAUACCCAUUGGCAAUUCAUGAUUCUGAUCAAGUUACAUGUGAUAUGCCAUCAACUAAUGGUGAAGAAAUUUCUUCCACUGAAGGUAUAGAAAAGAAACCUGAAAAUCUUUUUGUAAAAGAUGGAGCAUUUGCAGCUCCUGUGGCGACCAGCAAGCCCCCCGGCCUCACAGAAGAUCAAAAAAAUGCAUUUAGCAUCAUCUCUGAAGGUUGUGAAAUACUGAACAUCCAUGCUCCUGCUUUUAUUUCAUCAGUUGAUGAAGAAGAGUGUGAAAAAAUGCAGGAUAAGUUAGAGUACUUGGAAAAGAAGACUUCACAAAGCAUUCAACCCUUUCACGAUGACAAUCAGGUGACUGUAGUUCAGGAAACUGUGAGAAAUGAGUCCCAUGCAAGUGACUUGGAUGCAGAUGUGUCCCUGGGGAAGGGACAGAUGCAAGAGAAAACUCACCCAGCAGAAGAGGACAUUUCCGGUGGCUCAGAUGUAGCCUUCAGUUAUCAUACAAUGCCCAGUGAUGAGGAUUAUUUUGAAAAAUAUACUUUAAUUGACUAUAACAUCUCCCCAGAGCCACUGAAAAAAGAAUCCUUUCAAAAGCAAGACACUGAAAGAGAACCCCAAAAGAAAGUUCCUGAAGAAACCAUCUCUUUCCCAGAAAGUUCAGCGGAUAAGACUCUGGAAUAUGAAUUUGACUUGGUAAAAUUAGAUGAAAGCUUUUAUGGAAUGGAAAAGGAUGAUGGCAAAGUUUCUUAUACAGAAUCUCAGCCAUCUUUACCUACUCUCAGAUCUACUGACAGUGAGACACCAAAGAAUGUAGCCAGAGAUGUGGAAUCAAAGUCCCCUGGAAUGCCCUUAUUUAAUGCAGAAGAAGGAGUGUUAUCCCGAACUCAACUAUUUCCUACGGAAGUUAAAGCUGUCAACCCAGAGUUGCUAGAGGAACCGCCAGCGCUAGCAUUCUUAUAUAAAGAUCUGUAUGAAGAAGCAGUUGGGGACAAAAAAAGGGAAGGUGAGACCACCUCUGAUAGGGAGAGUCUGAAUUCUGAUGCUUCAUUUCCAAGCAGACAUUCUGAUGCUGAGGAGGGAACUGGAAUGUAUUUUGAGAAGUACAUUCUUAAAGAUGACAUUCUAAAUGAUGCAUCUGGAUAUCAGAAAGACCAAAGCCAACCUCUGGAAGAAAUACCAGUUGGUAAAGAUGAUUCAUGCCAACUGAUAGCUAGAGAAGGAGAAAUCUGGGGGAGGUUUGGAAUUAAUUUGGGAGAGAGGAGCGUGGAGGAGGAACAGAAAGUUAUGUUUGGUGAAGGGGAAUUAAGAGGCACUGUGGAAAACCAUAAGGAUGGAGAGGUACAAGGGAAAAUGCCCAUCACUGAGGAAGUCCAGUUGGCUUCUCAGAAAAUAAGUUAUGCAGUACCCUUCCAAGACACACAUCACAUUUUAGAGAGAGUAGACGAACCUGAUAGCCAGGGUAAUGAAGAAGAAAAUGCCAGUCCUGAGGCAAGUCAGCAUUUCCCAGUGGAAGUGUCUUACCCAGAAGAAGAACUCACGUCAGGUGCAACACCUGCUCCAGAAAGCCUGCAAGUAGAACCUCAAGUAUUUGUACCUCCUGAAAUGAUGGAGGCAAGGGCCUGCAGCCCUGUUCAGGAUGAAUAUGAGUUUGCAGAAUUAAUGAAUUAUGAAGUGGUUACUCAAGAGGAUCUCUUAUCUGAUGACUUGUUUUCUGAAUCCACGCCCGAAGAUGUCCUAUCCCAAGGCAAGGAGUCUUUUGAGCUUAUUGGUGAAAAUGAUGAUUUUGCAAAGGAAGUGGAACAAAAUAAGUCUGUUCUACAGAAGGAUUCUGGACCUGAGGUUGUAGAGCCAGAGCGAUUAUUGGCAGAAGCGGAAGAUACACAGAAAGAAACCAAAAAAUCCCAAAUCGACACAUAUUGCUACACAUGCAAAUGCCCUAUUUCUGCAAUUGACAAGAUAUUCGGUGCACACAAAGACCAUGAAGUCGCGGCACUUGACACAGCUAUCGAUGUGGUCAAGAUUCAAUUAGGAGAAUUUCUAGAAAAUUUAAAAGAGAAGUCUCUGAAGAUUGAAGCAUUUGUUACCAAGAUAGAAUCAUUCUUCAACACUAUUGAGGAAAACUGUAGCAAAAAUGAGAAACGGCUCGAAGAGCAAAAUGAAGAAAUGAUGAAGAAGGUGCUGGCCCAGUAUGAUGAGAAGGCACAGAGCUUUGAGGAGGUGAAGAAGAGAAAAAUGGAAUACCUGCAUGAGCAGAUGGUGAACUUCCUACAGAGUAUGGAUACCGCCAAGGAGACUCUAGAGACAAUUGUCAAGGAAGCAGAAGAACUCGAUGAGACUGUUUUACUGACCUCAUUUAAGGAAAUCAACGACAGGCUUCUUUCUGCAAUGGAAAGCACAGCUUCUCUAGAAAACAUUCCUACGGCAUUUUCGCUUUUCGAGCAUUACGAUGACAGUUCGACAAGGAGUGACCAGAUGGUGAAACAUGUGGCAGUACCACAGCCCCCCGUACUGGAACCUCAGGAACCCAACUCUGCCACUAGCACGACAAUCACAGUGUAUUGGAGUGUGAGGAAAGAGGAUGUCGUUGACUCCUUCCAGGUCUACUGCAUGGAAGAGCCUCAAGAAGACCAUGAAGGAAAUGAUUUGGUGGAAGAAUACCGACUUACAGUGAAGGAAAGCUAUUGCCUUUUCGAAGAUCUGGAACCUGGCCGGUGUUAUCAAGUAUGGGUGAUGGCUGUCAACUUCACAGGAUGCAGCCUGCCAAGUGAGAGAGCCACUUUCAAAACUGCACCCUCCACCCCAAUAAUUAAGGCUGAGGACUGCACAGUGUGUUGGAACACUGCCAUCAUACGAUGGAGCUCUGCCAAUCCAGGGGCCGCUGAUGCCUAUACACUGGAGUACUGCCGGCAGCAUUCCCCAGAGGGAGAGGGGCUCAGAUCUUACUCUGGAAUUAAAGGAUUUCAAUUAAAAGUUAACCUCCAGCCCAAUGAUAACUACUUUUUCUAUGCAAAAGCUGUCAAUGCUUUUGGGACAAGCGAGCAGAGUGAAGCUGCUCUCAUUUCCACCAGAGGAACAAGAUUUCUCCUACUGAGAGAGACUGCUCACCCUGCACUACAGAUCUCUUCAGAUGGGACAGUAAUCCGCUUCACUGAGAGGAGGCGACUCACCGAAACUCCAUCUGUCCUGGGUGAGCAACUACCUGCCUGUGGCCAACACUACUGGGAAACCACAGUAACAGACUGUCCAGCAUAUCGUCUAGGAAUCUGCUCCAGUUCUAAUGUGCAGGGUGGUGCCCUGGGACAGGGUGACGCUUCCUGGUAUAUGCACUGUUCUGAGCCACAGAGGUAUAAAUUUUUCAGCAAUGGCACGGUGAGCAACGUCCAUGUGACUGAGCAUCCAGUCAGAGUGGGCAUUCUGCUAGACUACAGCAACCAGAGACUUUUAUUCAUAAAUGCUGAGAGUGGGCAGCUACUCUUCACCAUCAGGCACAGAUUCACUGGGCCCAUUCAUCCUGCCUUUGCCCUAGAGAAGCCUGGACAAUUCACCCUGCACCUGGGAAAAGAGCCGCCAGAUUUUUUGAGGCAUAAAUAAUGAUUUGCUUUCAAAGUAGUGUUAUUUGGAAGAGAAAAAAAUUCACAUUUAAGGGGUCUGUUCUCCUUUCCACGAGCCCUCAGCACUUGUGUCCACACCCACCCCACAACUACUAAUAACAGCAUUACACAUGAUAAUAAAACAGCACACACAGAAUAAUAUGACCUUUCAUUUGUGUGGCCUUGUGUGAGAAGAAAGGUGAAUGGCCUCUCCCCAUUGAGUUAUACAUUGUGAUGUAUACUCAAAAUAAAUUUCUAAAGAAAAGGAUGGGGUUAGACCUGUGGGUCAAAAUGGAGAGAGCUACAUUCAUACAGAGGAAUUCUCUCUUCAUUAUUAAGGAAGUAAUUACCGUGACGGACAGUCGGGGAGAAAGAAAGAGGGAAUGAUCUACCACACGAAUGAGUUGCUUUUCCCACAUUGGACUCUUUCCACAGGGGAAUGAAAUCUAACAAGUCCUAUGACAUUUCUCCAUGAGACAAUGAGUCCUAGUCACAGAAUAAUAUCUCUCACUCUGAAAAUGUUAUCUGUAAAGGUUAUAAUGAACUAUUGUAUAAUAUUGUAUACUCUUGUACACGAGCCCCUUUUCUUUCAAAAUCGAAAUGUAGAAACUGCUAAACUUUAGGAAUCUGCUUUUCUAUAAAUAAAUGGGUAGAAAAUAUAAAAAUAGUGGCCGUGAAGACUUUAUUAUACAUAAUGGAUCAUAGAUCAACUUAUCUACAUAUCCUAUAUAUUAAAUUACCUUCUUAGAAACACCUGAGAAAAGCUGAUGGGCAUUGUAUUUCUAGGGGCAAAGCUUUGAUUAAUUUUUUUAAAUGUGAAAAUGAUACCACAAAUUUUUCCAAAAAAACAUUUUAUUAGCUCAUAGACAAGAUCAGCUAUGAGAAAAAGAGGGUGUAUAUAUGUUUAUUUAGGUUAUUGCUUCUCACUGGAUAUAGUUUUUAAGAGCAUGUUUUAUUGACAUUUUUCAUCAUUAUAUCAUAGUCAUUUAUGAAAACAAUGACAAAACCCUUUCCAGACCUCCCAUACUGAAUUCCUUCCCCAUGUAACAAAGGAAAACAACCAACCAAACCCCUCUCACUCCACCCCCCACACCCCCACACGCAUCUGGUUCAAUGACUGCAUCUGAAAAUGUAUUCAACCUUCUGCUCUAGUAUUCCCUAGGGUGUGCUGGAGCCAGAUCAUUCUGGCUCAAGAGAGCUGAUUAUCGAAUUUUGAGUGUGAGCAUUUGCACCUGGGAAAUUGGCUAACACUAAAAUCAGAGCUUGAUUUAUUGUUAUGGGUAAUGUCUAGACUUAGGGAAGUUAUGGGGAAAAUAUUAUUAAUGCAGAUUAAACUAAAAAGUAUGUCCUGUGUACAUUUUUUUGGAAAGCCAGUUGUUAAAUAUUUAUCGGCACACUCCUCGUAGUCCCCCUCCAGACACAAGUUUGAAACACUCUCAAAAUUUUACUGAAAAAUAGUCUUAGAAUAGACAAAUCUUGACAUGUCUUUUAGGAUAAUGUUACUCUCAUUUUUUUUAAAAGUAUAAAUACUUAGAUCCUAUUUUCUGAAUCUCUCAGAAGGGAUCUCAGAGCUCCUCUGGUCCAGCCUGGAUAUGAAUAAGAAUCUCUUUGACAGCAUCCCCAACAAGGGAUCCUCCAGGCCUACCUGAUGGUCUCUGGGGAAGGAGACACCACUACCUCCUGAGGCAGAUCAAUCCACAACUGGCUGCUCUAAUUAUUGGGAUUUUUCUCUUACAUAAAACUUAAGUCUUGGUCACUUCCACCCCCUGUUCCUAGUUAUGCCUUUUGGGAUCAAGCAGAACAAAUCUGAACUUUCUUCCAAAUGGAAAUCCCUUCCAGCUCUUGCUUAUACUCAUCCUGGCCCCCUUGUCUUCUGUUUUCAGAUUAAGCAUACCCAGUUUCUCCAACAGAUAGUCAUGGUAUGGUCUCCUCUCCCCUUAUCACCCUGAUCACUUUCCUCUGGUUUAGCUCCAACUUGUCAAUAUCUCAUCUAAGAUGUGACACCCAAAUAGGGAACAGAAACUGUGAUCUAAUUAUUAUGGAAAGGAAAAGCAAGCUCUCUUUGCCAAUUCAGGUCUGUAAUAUAUAGUGUUUGAAAAAAUACAUAUAUGUAUUGUAUUUGAGAGUUGCUUGGGAUUCCAAGAGGUUAAGCAGUUUGUGCAAGGGCACAGGGUCAGUAUGUGUCUGGGAGGGGAUUUGAACCCAGAUCUUCCUGGCUCUAAAGCCAGCUCUCUAUCUAUUUUACCAUACUGUCUCUAACCACAAUGUCCAGAAUUCAGCAUAAUACUUUGGAUGUAGUCUGACCAAGACCAAGUAUAGCAGAAGUAUUGUCUCCCUUCCUUGGGACACUCUCUUAGGAACAGUAGGAUGGUGUGAGUUUUCUGGUUGUAAGGAAAGAAUGUUGAGUUUACACUGCACUGAAAUGACCCAGAAUUUUUUCCCAUAUAAACUUUCAUCUAGACCAA